AGCCAACGAAGUUUCCAUCUCUUCUAGUAACGUUAUUCGGGAAUUGUGCUUUAUAAAGGCGCUGAAAUCGCAACGAUGGCGCUUCGACUGUUCCGCAUGAGCCAAGAUGUCGUAACUCCGUUGAUCAAACGUAACUGUGCCGUAUCGGCGUUCGAGCUCCAGCACAAAAACCCCGUCCAGCGAAAGGUGGAACAGAUCCCCAAGGCACAGUAUGGUGGCCGACACACUGUUACAAUGCUUCCAGGUGGCGGAAUCGGUCCCGAACUUAUGAGCUAUGUACGAGAGGUAUUUCGGUUCGCUGGAGUUCCGGUGGAUUUCGAAAUCGUCGACAUCGACCCAGCCAGCGAGGGAAACGACGAUCUAGAGUAUGCCAUCACGUCGAUUAAGCGUAACGGCGUCGCCAUCAAGGGUAACAUCGAAACGAAGUCGGAGGCGACUGGCAUCUUGUCGCGUAACGUAGCCCUGCGUAACGAACUCGACUUGUUCGUUAACGUGCUGCAUUGCAAAUCGUUCAACGCGAUUCCAGCACAUCACCAAAAUGUGGAUGUUGUGAUCGUGCGACAGAAUACCGAGGGCGAGUAUGCCAUGCUCGAGCACGAAAGUGUGCGCGGCGUGGUGGAGAGUAUGAAGGUGGUGACGGUGGAAAAUGCCGCCCGAGUGGCAAGAUUUGCGUUCGAGUUUGCCAAGAACAACAACCGCAAGAAAGUGACCACUAUCCACAAGGCCAACAUCAUGAAGCUGGCCGACGGGCUGUUCUUGAAGGUGGCCCGUGACAUCGCCAAAGAGUAUCCGGACAUACAGCACAACGACAUGAUCAUCGAUAAUUGCUGCAUGCAGCUGGUGUCGAACCCACAUCAGUUCGACGUUAUGAACACAACCAAUCUUUAUGGAAGCAUCACGUCGAACGUACUCUGUGGUUUGGUUGGAGGAGCCGGUCUAUUUUCCGGCCGCAACUAUGGUGAUCACUACGCCGUGUUUGAACCAGGCACCCGCAACACAGGAACGGCUAUCGCUGGCAAAAACAUUGCCAACCCUAUUGCCAUGCUUAAUGCAGCCGUAGACAUGCUGUACCACUUGGGACACCGGUACCAUGCAGACUGCAUCUCCGACGCCAUUCACAAGACGGUUGAUAUCGAUGGGGUGCACACACCAGAUCUCGGCGGUAACAACACGAGCACGGAUAUCGUUCAGAACGUUCUGAAGCAUCUAGCCGAGAAGAGAACGUACUGGAGUGCAAUUAAGGGUAAUUAAAGAACUACGUGCCAGAAGAAACCGAUUGCAGCAUGUGGCUGGUUAAGUGGCAUGGCAUGUUUCACGAGGCACCUUACACGUAACAGCACCAGCACAAUGGAUGUUUGACAAAGCGAAGCUUAUUGAAAAUUAAAGCACUUCGUCACUUAAUUACAAUUAUUACUUUGCACAGAGAUUAAAAUUAAAAAUUGACGACUGCGCCGGAAUGGUAUUGUAAUUGCACAAAGUUUCACGCGCAACUCACCGCACUGUGGUCGUAUAUGCAGCUAAAUUGUAACUGUCCCUUUACACUGCUUUCUAUUAGCUUCCUUGCACUCAGGCUUUUGCACAACGUACGCGAAUAGUGUGUUACCUAUCUUGUUAGCUUUUCUCUUCACCGAUAUUUCCCUCAUCGUUUAUUUUUCUAACAGGUUCCCGGCGUAUGCGUAUAUGUGAGAAGUUAAGCUAAAACUGAAAUAAACCCUAAACCAAAGCCUUCCCAACCAUAGUUUUCUCUAACUGUCUCCAUUCACAAUCCGUUCUAUACCGGCCCAUAACAUCUGACCCAUGCGCCACCUAAUCGACAUUUAGUGUUUGUGCAGGAGUCUUUCCUUGGUGGAUGGUGUUAUGUUCUACUCUCUGGUGGAUUUGUAACAAGAAAAACAUAAACCGGCAAUGUGCACUAUAGAAUUGGAUAUACAUUAGCGGGCAGUGUAUUCUUCAAAUGUUGGCAAAUUACGUUACAUAAAACUCGAUGAAAUCAAAAUUACUUUGCAAUUAAAAAACUUCCAAAUCACUUCCACCGGCGUUUCGUACUCGUUUUUCGGUUUUUACAUUCUAAGCAUUCAUCCUUGCGUGAAUUACUGAACCGUGCGUGAGUGUGUACUGUAUUGUAUUUUUGUAGGAUAUGUUGUUAUUAUGCUCUCUAGUUUCACUGCACUUUUAAUGUUUUCUCUACAUAAACAAUGUGCAUCUUACCGCUUGUGUUGGGAGCGGAAUAGGCACCAAAAUGCGGUUGAGUUACACCUGCUUUCGAACCUAUCCGAACAUGUUUGCAGCAAUACGCUCUAUGUGAGAUGCGUUGAGGAUUAAGAAAAUGCAGUAGCAUAAGCUAAGCUGAACAUUUAAGUGAUGUAAACGUGUGUGUGUAUGUGUGGAUGUGUAUAAUUUUUUCCCAACUGCAACAUAUUCGAAUUCGUUCAUACCGUAAAUUGUCAUUUCUAGACUUGAGGAAAAAUGAAACAUUUCCUGUUUUAGUGAUCUUCAUGCAUAAUUGCGUUAACGAUCAUUCGUCAGUUGUCUUGUAUGUUUGGUGUGUGUGUUUGGGUGGGCCAUGUGAUUUGAAUGAAUGAGAUUAAAUUACAUUGUUUUAAAAAUACGUACCAGAUACUUCAUUGCUGAUAAGCAAUUUUCCGUUACAUAUAUAUUUUUUUGUCGAAAAGUGAGCUUACUAUGUAAUCAAAACAAUAUUAGUAACCAUGUGAAAAUGUUAAAAAGUGAAAUUGGCUCUCGGAACAAAAGUUUGACCAUCAAAUGGAUGAUUUCUGCAAUUUUUUGAAAUUUUCUGUUUUAUAGACUCAACGCUCACUUCUCUGACUAUGAUGAUCAUUGUGUGCAGUCUUUGAUGAAUUGAACUUGUAUAUUGAUAUUUUCCUUUUCUUCUGUUAUUCGUUAAUCUCACGGAAAUUGUAAAUGCGUCACCGCGACUACGGCUGCUGUCUGUGCGAAUCAUACAGAAAGUGGGCCUUAUCAACGCCUUUGAUACCUGGUUGGUAUCCACCGAGUAAAGGACACACGCUUCUUUGCGGGGCGCCUAAAUUUUUAGCCAUCAGCAUUCAAGGGUCCGAAAUUAAGUACCGCACUUUAUUUGUGUUAAAUUUCUUGAGAUAUUUCGUACAAAUCUCAUUUGUUGCGAAAGCAAAUGAAAUGCAAAAAGUAGCAAGCAGAUUAACUUCUCUGCUGGAGAUGAGAUGAUCGCAUUCUUAUUAUUUCGGCUCGAGGUCCAUAAUUUGCAACAGAGAACUAAAUUACAUCAAAAGUAUUACGCAAAACACAGAUUGUUGUACCAAAGCAAACGAUACGAUAAUAAAAUGAACCAUAAAUUAGUGGUUUGUGGCAAAUAGAUGAAACGUGUUGAACGGAUUCCUAAUUUUAUGUAAUCGACAAACGCGUAAGUAUGAUUCAUAGUGAUUUGGAAUAAAACAAAAAGGUAUCAAUAGCGUUAUAAUACAUCGCGAUAAGCAUAUUGCUUUUCAUUCAUUCAAAUAAAU
Anopheles nili is the source of this 3500-nucleotide messenger RNA. RefSeq names its product isocitrate dehydrogenase [NAD] subunit gamma, mitochondrial (gene Idh3g). NCBI's taxonomy places the organism in Eukaryota, Metazoa, Arthropoda, Insecta, Diptera, Culicidae. The transcript is spliced from 5 exons. The record is from RefSeq and is a predicted model, not a curated record. Gene Ontology annotation, cellular component: mitochondrion. The coding region runs from base 76 to 1251 and encodes 391 amino acids. Gene Ontology annotation, biological process: tricarboxylic acid cycle; isocitrate metabolic process.